AUGAAAGCGAAUCCCAGUCGCUCUUCCCACACCCCUCCCCAAUCAUCUUACCAACCUCCUUCCGGUGGCAUUUUUACCAUCAUACCGCCGGCAUGGGUUCCAUAUGCUGAACUCAUGCGUCUGGACCGACCAGCGGGGUACUUCGCCUUCAUCUGGCACUAUCUGAUCGGAAUCGGCUUUGGUGCGGCCCUGAUUUCCCCGCGCCUGUCCCCGAUUACUAUAGCAGGAGCAACAAUCUACCUCGGCGUGUGGGUAAUAGUGCUUCGCGGUGCGGUUUGCACCGUCAACGACAACCUGGACCAAGAGUUCGAUCGCCAGGUGGCUCGAACCCGAUGGCGACCCAUUGCGCGAGGGGCGGUCUCAACCACCCAAGCCAACCUCUUCGCCGCCACCCAGUUUGUCAUCCUAGCCGUGAUGGCCGUCAAGUGUCCAUUCCGCCAGAGCCCCGAAGCGACGGCAAUUCCCGUUUAUGCCACUCUGACAGCCGUCAUCCUGAGCGUCUAUCCGCUGGGGAAACGCGUGACUGACAUGCCACAGCUGAUUCUUGGAGUCGGCUUUGCAGCUGCGAUUCCCUACGCCGCGGCCAUGGUCGGGCUUGACCCGUUUGAUCUGGACGGAAGGGGCGUUCUGACGCAGGACGAAUCUCAUUCGUUAGCGACAUCUUGUCUAAGUCUGUGUGUUGCAUGUGCCAUCUGGACUGUGAUUUUUGAUACCAUCUACGCACACCAGGACCGCGAGGAUGACAUCAAAGCGGGCGUGCGCUCCCUGGCGGUCCGUCUCGGAGACAACACCAAGCUGGCUUGUGCGGUCAUGACGACCGCUCAAGUCGCACUCUUGGUCUUCACUGGCGUGCAGUGCCAGUUCUCGUCGGUGUAUUUUGUCUCGUGCGCUGGCGUGGCGCUGGCUUUGACUGUUAUGCUGGUGAAAGUUGAUCUUCGCUCGGCGGCAAGUUGCGCUUGGUGCUUCGGGAAGGGCACGGGCAUUGUAGGGGUUAUUCUUCUUGCGGGCCUGUUUGGAGAGUACUUAAUCAUGAAAUGA
Messenger RNA from Aspergillus homomorphus CBS 101889, 1038 nucleotides. RefSeq names its product 4-hydroxybenzoate octaprenyltransferase. Gene Ontology annotation, molecular function: 4-hydroxybenzoate polyprenyltransferase activity. Gene Ontology annotation, biological process: ubiquinone biosynthetic process. The record is from RefSeq and is a predicted model, not a curated record. Bases 1 to 1038 code for a protein of 345 amino acids. Gene Ontology annotation, cellular component: mitochondrial inner membrane. The transcript has a single exon. NCBI's taxonomy places the organism in Eukaryota, Fungi, Ascomycota, Eurotiomycetes, Eurotiales, Aspergillaceae.